Molecule: messenger RNA, 1120 nt
Organism: Pecten maximus
Lineage: Eukaryota; Metazoa; Mollusca; Bivalvia; Pectinida; Pectinidae
Exons: 2
Coding region: 207-560 (117 amino acids)
Source: RefSeq, a predicted model, not a curated record
GCAUAUGUGCGUAAUCAAUAAAACAGAAUUGUUCCAAACCUUUCUAUAAAGACGCACUGAAUUUAACAUCCUGUACAUACAUGUAGAACCAUAAGAUACAUUGGCAUAUAGAGCAAACAAAUUACUGAGUGUUUAUUGACAACAAAUUCGAGACAUCCUCUAGGACUAUUCAGCUCAGAUCGUUAACACCAUUGGCAGUACACCGAAUGAUGGAUCCCAGUUAUGAUCAAGAACUUUCCUUUAAGGAUGACAAAGUGACGAUCAAAGAAUUCAAUAAAAGAGAAUUGGGGCGCCUUAUACUCAAACAAUGCGGAAACGAAGGUACGGUGGACAAUGAAGAAAAGGGGAGCAUGCGCAGAUUACUCCAGGAAGCUAUCGACUACCUUCCAAAGGAAAAAGUUGGCGUUUGGAAAAAUGCAACAGUAACUAUUUACGACAUUAAAGGAAAUUCGCUUGAAAUCACCAGUGGACGCGGACGUCAUCAAUUCUUUAUCAACCACAAUAUAAAGGGGGAAACAACCAUCCACAAAAAGGGAUCUGGGGGAUGCAUUUUGUGUUAAGCUUUCCUAUAAAAAUGACAUGUACACAUAGAACAGUGUGUUAACUUAUCAAAUUCAAUUCAUACUUGUCACAAAAGAUAUUGCCAUGCUUUUAUCAUUAAAAAGAAAACAAAAUACAAUAGUUAUAUUGUGCUGCAAUUUUAGGGAAGAAAUCCUACAUACGAAACACGUGUCAAAAUCAUAGGAUAUGAAUCUAGUAUCUGGAAUGGUUUUCUAAAUAUAUAUAUAACUAUUUGUUGUGGCCUCAUGUAACUUAAAAGUAAAUUGAUUUGGUUUGACUGAUUAAUAGCUUCUAGCUAUCUUUGCCUAUUAGCACUUCGGCGUUUUCCACGUUACCAAUACAAUAAGAUAGAACCCAAUUUACAAUCUUGUAGAAGGGUGAUAAUUCGCAUAAAACUUACCUGAGCGCCAGGAAGAUUGCCUUUGAAAGUCAAAGGCUAUUGCCAUAAAAUUAUUUGUUCUUAUACGAACUUUUGAUGUCAAGUGGAGAUCACGGAAUCUCUUAAACACUUCUCAUUAUUGAACUUUCUAUUAAAACACAGAUAAAGCAAUACAAUUUA